AUGUCUGCUGCAAGUACUUUAAAUGAUCUUUCUUCAACAAUGUGGCCUGACGCAAUCUAUUCUGAGCCUAUCUCAUCAUCAUCGAAUAAUCAUUCAGAACAAUCAUCAACAACUUUCAAGUUUGCAACUCACUCUGGAGAACAUUGUAAUAGUAAACGAGCAAAAAUAAUUAUUAUUAGUAUCAUUGCUCUAUUGAUUUUGGUGAUAAUUAUCAUGGUACUAACGGUGAUUGUUCUUCUGAAUUCACAGAAUACAACAAAUAAAACAACAUCAUUGAUAACAGCAAACAAUGUCAAUUCAUAUUCUAGUACAACGAUAUCAACAAUCUAUGAUGUUGGUAAUGGUGGAGCUAGUGAUGAUCCGCCUUGUUCAUCAUACACAGUUGUCAACGAUCCUUCGCGCAAUAUAGCUACGCCUGGAAUGGGUGGUGCGUGCGAUAAUGGACCAUUAUUCAACACAAAUAUUGGUGGUAGAUGGAUUCGAUUUAUGGGUAAAGGAGGUACUAUAAUACCUGUAACAUCACCAGGAAUGAAUCAUUGUAGUGCUUACCUAUCAGGAUGGUUCAAUGGGACGUUACCAUCAACAAUAGAAGCAAUAGUUAAUGGGUAUAUAUGUUUUGAUACAGUUGCCUCACCCUGUUCAUUCCUUUCCCCUGUUUCAGUUGUGAAUUGUAACGGUUUUUAUGUUUAUUUUUUGCCACCUUUGAUUAUCUGUAAUUCACGUUAUUGUACAGUAUGA
Messenger RNA from Rotaria sp. Silwood1, 738 nucleotides. The record is from the annotation of a GenBank genome assembly. Lineage: Eukaryota; Metazoa; Rotifera; Eurotatoria; Philodinida; Philodinidae.